AUGAUUUGGACGAUAAAUUUAAAGAAGAGCAGAACACAGCGGAGAACGAGUCAGAAAUGGCUCAAGACCAUUUUGCCCACUCUGCCGAACAAACGUUCGGCACGGAACUGUCAAUUAAAACCGAAGUUUCUUCUCCGGAUGCAACGAAGGAUGUACACUUGAAUCAGAAGUGUUUUACUGUUCAUCAAGAAAAUUGUUAUGGCAAAAUACCUGAAGAUUUAUUCGAAGCAGAGGUAAACCCAAUUGUAAUUAAAUCAGAGUACGAAGAGGUCGAUGACCAGCAUCAGCUGCAAACAACGUAUGAUGUUCUGGAUCAUGAGCACACCUACCCUCAUUGUCCAUCAAAGUUCACCUCAUCUAACCUAAAGAAUACGGAUACGCGCACCACUCGCAGGCAAUUCAUCAAAAUGGUUGAUAUUAUGGAAACUGAUCCCGAAAUUGCCAGAGCAAUCAAAAAAGGAGACCAAUCUGCGUUUUGGGACAACCUAGCUACGGAAUUGAAUGCAGUUGGGCCACCAAUAAAAACAACAGCUAUAUGGAAAAGGGUUUGGUUCGACUACAAAUGUGCCGUAAAAAAGAAGCUGAGGGCGAAAAGAGCAGCUUUAAUCGCUACUGGUGGAGGACCAAACACAACCAAACCGCUCAGCGAGCUGGAAGAAAGAGUGGUGACUUUGACCAGUCAGCAACGUACCAUCACCGGAAACAGAGUCGCAACCUUCGGAUACGCGGAACCAAACACGGAGCUAAACACGGAGGCAAACCAGGAGAUUGAGCAAAUGCAAAUCGAGGACGUCUCGAACGAACAAGCUGGCGUUCCGGUUAUGAGGAAAAGAAGACGUAAGAAUACGGAGAAGGUUCUUCGACAGAACCAAGAAUUGAUAGAUACUAUGAAACUUAAGAUUGAAUCGGAUGCAAAGCUUAUAAAAAGCCAAGAAGCGAUGAUGGAG
Anopheles cruzii is the source of this 947-nucleotide messenger RNA. RefSeq lists its product as uncharacterized. The annotation marks the transcript as partial. The record is from RefSeq and is a predicted model, not a curated record. Gene Ontology annotation, cellular component: nucleus. The transcript is spliced from 2 exons. NCBI's taxonomy places the organism in Eukaryota, Metazoa, Arthropoda, Insecta, Diptera, Culicidae.